Molecule: messenger RNA, 1974 nt
Organism: Cercospora beticola
Lineage: Eukaryota; Fungi; Ascomycota; Dothideomycetes; Mycosphaerellales; Mycosphaerellaceae
Product: Zn(II)2Cys6 transcription factor
Biological process (GO): positive regulation of transcription by RNA polymerase II
Cellular component (GO): nucleus
Molecular function (GO): zinc ion binding; transcription cis-regulatory region binding; DNA-binding transcription factor activity, RNA polymerase II-specific
Source: RefSeq, a predicted model, not a curated record
UUGAAAGAUCGCUUUAGCAAAUUGUGGAUCACAGCGCCCUCUACGAGCGAAGAUCCAUGUUUAUGGUGGUGUUGAUCAACGAUAUCCAAUCACGCCUUCAGUCCCAGCACUUGUCCAAACACCAUGCCUGAGGCUGUUGCGAAACGACGUUCGACCAAGAAAAGUCGCGGUGGUUGCUCGCGUUGCAAAGCACAACAUCUCAAAUGUGACGAAGUCAAACCACACUGUGGCCGCUGCAGUCGACUGGGCGUGCAGUGUCCCGGAUAUGUGCAGAAAUAUAAGUGGUUAAAUGAUACGACCAGUGCCGUCUCAUCGACCACCCCAGUUCCGCAGACUGAGGGCGCCAGCCCUACUGUCGACUUAAAUUGGCUGGAAAUGACGUCUCAAUCUGACGCCCAGCAAGAGACUUCACCGCAAGCAAAUAAUGGUCCUGACACCGUUCCCAUUAGCCCUAUUUGGGACAACUUCACGAUGACAGAUCAACACUUCAACGUCUUGGACUUCUCCGAGCUCGUCAAACCAAACGAGGAAAGUAAUACUGCGAACACGACCGAGCAGUUGGUGCAGACCCCGAAGCCGAGCAACAUGCUCCAGUCAUUACGGGCCCAUACAAGAGAGAUUGUACCACGACCGCAAGCCUCAUUGGCGCACCAAUCAUCCGAGCUGCUAAGCUAUUACUUCAAGAACGUCUCGAAACUGUAUGCCGUCUACGAUGACCACCGCAACCCGUUCAGAUCCGUAGUCUCCAGCAUGCAUAGCCACUCUCUGGUCAUCAAUCUAGCCGCACAAAGUAUGGCAGCCGCAUGCCUGAAUGAAGUCCACCCGCGGUUCAACAAGCUGGGCAAGAAACUUCGUCAGCAAGCCAUGGAACUGAUUUUCAGUCAACCUCAACUCGACAGCAAAGCACUGCUUGCGCUCAUGAUGUUCGGACCUACAGGAAACUGGCAUGAUGCCAAAGAUCUCGGCCUCGAUUUCUACUCCAUGAUGAGAGAUCGUAUUGACAGUAUGGCGUCAACUGGCGAGCUCGUGCAGCAUGAGGUCAACCUCAACAGUUUCAAUUUCUUUCGUGAGGCCAUGGUCUUCUGGGAAAUGCUCCUUUCGUUCGUCGCAGAUAGCAAAGCUAUCCGGCCGUGCACAACGCCGCUCGGGCCUUUACUCACUUUCCAGCCUGCAAAACACAUCGCUCAUCCAUGGACAGGAGUCGCUCGCGAUGCAAUACAAAUUGUGGCAGAUAUCGGCCGACUUGUACGAGGACACAGAGUACGACACCAACAGCAAAACUUCGUCACACAAACCUAUGUGCAUCAACUCAACCAAGAUUUGGUGCACGCAAGGGAGUUAGAGAAUCGACUUCUGGCGUGCCGACACCCAGACGUGGAUAGCAUUGUUCAACCUGACGAUGCCGAAACUCCUGUCUGGCAUCUCACUACUCUCGCCGAGCUGUAUCGGUACGCUGGCCUACUUCAACUCUACCGUGUCUUCCCUGAUACCCUCUCCGAAAGACUUCUGGAAGAGGAUAGCACUGCACUCGCGAUGCUCAUCUCAGGAGAGCAAACCCCGGAAGCCACGAGCAGAAGGAGCAAAUGGCUCACACAAUUCGCUCUCGAAGCUCUACGGCUACUCGAGACGAUGCCUUUGGAGUCUGGCACACGAGACUUCCAGCCUUUCCUUCUCGUUGUUCUCUCGUCGGAGCUUAUAUGCGAGAUGCCCAAGGAUCCAAAUAACAACGUUGAUGGAGCAGAAAGCAUGAACGAGGAUGACGAAGGGAUCGAUUCGCAUUUCGCAGAAGUGGCCAUGAUGCGAAAAAUGGUCCUCGAUCGCCUGACCAGCUGUCUGAGGUUACUACCUCCGAAACCCAUUCGCGUAUGCAUCGACAUUGUACAAGAGACCUGGAGAAGAAUAGACGCCGGACAGCAGGACGUCUACUGGCUGGAUGUAAUGAUCCAGAACGGAUGGGAAACGAUCAUGGCAUGA